This is a messenger RNA of Seminavis robusta, 1092 nucleotides long. NCBI's taxonomy places the organism in Eukaryota, Bacillariophyta, Bacillariophyceae, Naviculales, Naviculaceae. The record is from the annotation of a GenBank genome assembly.
AUGACAAUAAUGAUGAGCCGAUGGCAACGAUCGGGUAUGCUCUCCUGGAGAUUAUUGAGGGCAACGAACUCUUAUCCAAGGCACCAUCCACAAGUAAUGGCUGCACUCGGAGCUGGCACCGGUUGGCAACCACCCUUUACAACGGCGACGAGAUCCCUCUCUUCCACCGCCUCAAGUCGUAUACGUCGUCGAAAGCGCGCCAAGUUUGGCACUGUCAAAAUCGAAGGAACAAUGCCUCCGAGAGAGCUGCCGGAGGCGACUAGCUCACUGAAUCAACCGUACUCGUAUGGCGGCACGGAAGGAGAAAGCUCGGACGAGUACUUCAAAAAGACAUCACUGAGCCCCUGGGUUCCCAUACCGGAUCCCAUUGCCAGAAAACUCUUUGACAUGUCUGCCGCAGGGCCCGAUGAUAUUCAUGUCGAGUUGGGCUGUGGCGAUGGACGAGUUAAUUUCUUUGCCAUUGAUCAUGGUCGCGUAAAGAAAUCAACCGGCAUUGAUGUCGACGACGGGAUCUUGGAACGAGCACGAGAAAGACUCGCCAAGAGGUACCCACAGCCGCCCUUGGAAUUCAUCACGGCAGAUUUAUUGGACUACAACAACAAUCAGCACGUAUGGGAUAUCCUGCAAGAAGCGACUAUUAUUACCAUGUACUUUGUGGAGGAUGCUCUGCUGCAAAUUCGGCCCAUUCUGGAGGAAAAGUUGGCCGGAAAACAAUGCAAAAUCAUUACGUGUGCCUACGAAAUGAAAGGUUGGAAUCCAACCAUCAUUGAAACAACGCUGGGAACAACCGUGUACUUGUACAAUUGGGGAAGCAUGGAGGAAGAUGACUCAUUCUUUGUGGCCGAUGACAAUUUGCUCCGUGAUAGACCAAAGGAGCUUCUGGAAGAUCCCUUGGAAAAAAUGGAAAAGCAAGGACUUGAUCUCGACAACAUUGAAACGGUUGCAAGAACCAUCACUUUGGAUCGAUACGAUUCACAAGAUACGUGGUCCGAUAGUGAAAACGAGGAUGAAGAGGAAGACAUGGAGACAGAAAACGACACCCCACCGCCGGCCAAGAAGAAAGAACUCCUUGUAGCGACAAAUCCUAGCUAG